This is a messenger RNA of Punctularia strigosozonata HHB-11173 SS5, 1371 nucleotides long. RefSeq lists its product as uncharacterized. The transcript has a single exon. The coding region runs from base 1 to 1371 and encodes 456 amino acids. Lineage: Eukaryota; Fungi; Basidiomycota; Agaricomycetes; Corticiales; Punctulariaceae. The record is from RefSeq and is a predicted model, not a curated record. Gene Ontology annotation, molecular function: protein binding.
AUGGUUCAUCCCGAGAGAUUGCCACCGGACGUAUGGCUCGAGGUUUUCGACCUCGUCAAAGAAGAUUGGCCGUACGUCAUGCUCCGGAUAGGUGGCGUCUGCAAGUACUGGCGUUGGAUCGUGCGCACCACCCCCGGGCUGUGGCGCGUGCUCGAGCUCAAAAGCCGCCACUCGAGCGACCUGGCGAGGCUUUGGAAGGACUGCUCCGGAAACCGGAUCAGAUGUCUGCGUAUCCACGAAGAAGCAUUCGCCAGCGCCUUAGGCUGGGCGCAAGAGCUGCGUACUCUUGACCCGACAGCUCUGAAGAAGCUGUCUCUACAUUGCCCCUCCACCGAGCACCUGGUGUGGUCCUUGAACACAUCUCUCGCUCCACUCAGCACCCGCGCGCUGCCCCAACUCGAAGGCGCUUGGUUCUAUCUCACCAACCAAGCUUCGAAAAAGCCCGUGAACCUUUCCGCCUUCUGGAACUGCAUCUUCGGUCACUUCUUCAGCACCCCCCAGGGUCCUCUGGUGAAAGAACUCGGUUUCUUGCACUUCUCCGAGCUCCACCCGCGAUGGGUUCCGCUGCACAUUCCGCCCGAGUUCACCUUCGCCCACCUGCGCAAGCUCGACCUCGCGCGCCUCUACCCGUCCCACAUCGUCGCCUUCCUCGUCCGCUGCCCCAAGCUCGAAGCGCUGUCCAUCGCCGAUUGCCUCCAGGACGACCCGGACCCUCCCCGGCACGCGCUCACGCUCCCGACCGUGCGAGACCUGCAGAUCGACGGCAUCGACUGCGACCUGCUCGGCCCUUUGCUCUGCCCGAACCUGGUCCACCUCGAGAUGCUCGAGGACUACUCGCCGCAGCCCCCGGCCCUCCUCCGGGCGCGGCUCGACUCCGUCCGCGAGCUCGAGCUCCCCUUCUGCACCUGGCCGGCGCAGACGCUGUACGACACGAUCCUCCGCUGCCCGAACGUCGAGUUCCUCGACCUGUGCGCCUACCGCCGCGACGUGAACGACGUGCUCCGUCUGCUCUCUUUCCCGGUGGCCGAUCCCGCGGUGCGCGACGGGUCGACGGUCCCGCUGAAGAAGCUGACGCGCCUCAGCCUCUGGAUGACGCAGGACGUACCGAUCGAGCCGGAUGUGCUCGUGGACCUGGUCGACGCGAGGUUGCCUCUGGGGUUGCGGGGUCCGACCAGAGCGAGGGGAGAGGUCACUCCGCUCGAGUCGAUCAAUCUCGACGAAUGCGCGGUGACGACGACCCGGCCCUUCGAGUGGUUAGAAGAGCAUCUCCGCGAGUUCAUCACGGAUCGCGUAGAAGAACGCUCGCCGGAAGAUGAGUAUACCGAGUACAGCGGUUCCGAAGCAUCGGACGUAGUGGAGUACUUAACCUGA